AUAAACUUUAAUAAGGUAGCAGGAAUGACUACAGAAAAAACUAAGUGGAAGGAGAUUUUAGAGGUGUUGAGUGUUCUGCAAUGGGUACUGACCUUUCUCCUUUUAGGGGUGUCUUGUAUCAUCUUGAUGGUGUAUCUCAUGUUUACCUCACUGUGGUCGCUCCCCACUCUAUACUUCAUAUGGCUAAUGAAGGACUGGCAAACCCCUGAAAAAGGAGGCAGGAGAACACUAUUUUUAAGGAAGUGGAAGGUAUGGGAACACUUGAGAGACUAUUUUCCAAUCAAGUUGGUGAAGACGGCCGAGCUGAAUCCAAACAAAAACUACAUCUUAGGCUGUCACCCGCACGGUAUCAUGUGUGCUGGAGGCUUUGCCUGCUUCUCCACAGAGAGCUGUGGCUUUGCGGAGGCAUUUCCUGGGAUGCGUUCCUGCCUGGCGGUAUUGGCAGGACUCUUCAAGAUACCACUCUUCAGGGACUACAUAAUGGCUGCAGGUCUUUAUCCAGUCAGCAAACCAAGCCUCACCCACCUCCUUUCAAAAAGUGGUAAAGGAAAUGCAGUGGUGAUUGUGAUUGGGGGCGCUGCAGAGUCUCUGGCAUCCUCUCCUGGAGUCAACACAGUGGUCAUGAAGCAAAGAAAGGGAUUUGUCCGGAUGGCUCUUGAGUUUGGGGCUGACCUGGUGCCUGUUUACUUAUUUGGGGAGAAUGAACUCUUUCGGCAGGUCGUUUUCUCAGAUGGCAGCCUAGGUCGGAGAUUACAGGACCUGUUCAAAAAGAUAAUGGGUUUCGCCCCAUGUCUAUUUGUUGGUGAGCGCUUCGGAUGGCUGCCCUACAGGUUUCCAGUCACCACUGUUGUGGGAAGUCCCAUCUCGGUGCCAAAACGUGUCACACCAACUGAGGAGGAGGUCGACCACUAUCAUAAACUUUACAUGGAGGGCCUGUCCAAAUUAUUCCAUGAACACAAGGUCAGCUGUGGACUUUCAGAAACUCACAAGCUUCAGAUCAUUUAGACGUUUCACUUAGCUUGAACUCCACCGCUGUAUUUUUAUAUGCUGCGCUUAAUGACACUCGCCUUCAACAGUACUCCAUCAAUAAGAGUUUACAGUGUGCAUCUGAUGAAGUAAUGAACUUGAUCUUCAGAGUUCAUAUUGUAAGUGUUGACUGUAUGUGAAAGUAUUUAACAUAAAUAUGUGCCUCAUAAUUAUUGAAAUGUGAAGGCCAUGAUUUGGGAAAACCACAUUCCCAAAGCACUGAGAAUAUUGAUGUAUUAUUAUGCUUUUGACAUUAUGUUUACAUCACACUUAAAUAUGUCUUUUCUAAUAUGUUUACACAAAUCUGGUUAUGGUAUGGUGAAUUACUGGUAAUAAAUGAUUGCUUAU
Molecule: messenger RNA, 1374 nt
Organism: Scomber scombrus (Atlantic mackerel)
Lineage: Eukaryota; Metazoa; Chordata; Actinopteri; Scombriformes; Scombridae
Product: diacylglycerol O-acyltransferase 2-like
Exons: 8
Coding region: 25-1005 (326 amino acids)
Biological process (GO): triglyceride biosynthetic process
Cellular component (GO): endoplasmic reticulum membrane
Molecular function (GO): diacylglycerol O-acyltransferase activity
Source: RefSeq, a predicted model, not a curated record